This is a messenger RNA of Lucilia cuprina (Australian sheep blowfly), 1441 nucleotides long. RefSeq names its product ras-related protein Ral-a (gene Rala). Bases 754 to 1314 code for a protein of 186 amino acids. Gene Ontology annotation, cellular component: plasma membrane. The transcript is spliced from 6 exons. Gene Ontology annotation, molecular function: GTP binding; GDP binding; GTPase activity. The record is from RefSeq and is a predicted model, not a curated record. Gene Ontology annotation, biological process: Ras protein signal transduction. NCBI's taxonomy places the organism in Eukaryota, Metazoa, Arthropoda, Insecta, Diptera, Calliphoridae.
UUUUUGCAUUUAUAAAAAGAGUAUCCAAAUAAGACGGUCGUGUGUGAGCGAACGAAGUGAAGAAAAAAAACGCAACAAACAUAAUUGUUGUGAAUAAAUUAACAUAUUAUUUUCUACACACACUGAAAAAAAACGUAAAAGUAGCAAAACUUUUAAUUAAAGCUGCUACAAUAGUAAAAAAAUUAAAACAAAUAUUAGGUUUUAUACAAAUAAAAGUGUGGUUAAUUAAACUUUUUUUAUACUGGUAAAAAAUCGAAGAGAAAACGCGCAAAUCUCGGCAAGAAAACGAAAAGUGCAAAAAAAAGUAAUUUGUGUGUGAAAAAUAUUAAAGAAAAAACGAAAAAAAGUGACAAAAAAAGUUAAGAAGCAUUUAAUAAAAAAUAAAAAAGGAGAAAAAUAUAAACCAUAAGGAAAGUUUAAAAAAAUUGCAAAGAAAAAGUGUUAAAAAACAUAAGAGAAGAAAACAUAUUGCAAUUUUUCUAAAGGUUUUCAAGCACCACAAAAGUUCUUAAAGGAUUAAGCAGAUUUAUUUUGUCUUCUGUAAUUCCAAUACAAUAAGUUAAUUUAACUUGUUGUUAUCAGCAUUAUUCCCUUUUUCAUAUUUGUGCUCUCCCCACCCUGACGUCAUUUAUAUAUACUGUAAUAUAAAUAUUAUUUAUUAGAAGUCUAAUAAUAUAGUUUACAACUUGCAUUACAUCACAUUACCAAAAUGAGUAAAAACCAGCAGUUGGACCCGCGUUACACAAAGUGAUAAUGGUUGGUAGUGGUGGUGUCGGUAAAUCGGCCCUAACACUUCAAUUCAUGUACGAUGAAUUCAUUGAGGAUUAUGAACCAACCAAAGCAGAUAGUUAUAGAAAAAAGGUUGUUUUAGAUGGCGAAGAAGUACAAAUAGAUAUAUUGGACACAGCUGGUCAAGAAGAUUACGCUGCCAUUCGUGAUAAUUAUUUUCGCAGUGGUGAAGGUUUCCUUUGUGUUUUCUCCAUAACAGACGAUGAAAGCUUCCAAGCAACACAAGAAUUCAGGGAACAAAUAUUGCGCGUGAAAAAUGACGAAAGCAUACCAUUCCUGUUGGUUGGUAACAAAUGCGAUUUAAAUGACAGGCGCAGAGUUCCACUGAAUGAAUGUCAGACAAGAGCUCAACAAUGGCAGGUGCCAUAUGUGGAAACAUCGGCCAAAACACGUGAAAAUGUCGAUAAGGUAUUUUUUGAUUUGAUGCGCGAAAUAAGAUCACGCAAAACUGAAGAUUCAAAAGCGACCAGUGGGCGAGCUAAAGAUAGAUGCAAGAAACGGAGAUUAAAGUGUACAUUUCUUUAGGCAAUAGAUAUUUUACGAUUUAAUCAGGGAUAUUUCAACACGUAAAAAACAACGUCAAACUGAGGUACGAGAGCCGACAAAAACCAAAACUCAUUGCUGCCAAUUGCUGUAAUAAAACAUCAUUAUA